Podarcis lilfordi (Lilford's wall lizard) is the source of this 43795-nucleotide messenger RNA. The record is from the annotation of a GenBank genome assembly. NCBI's taxonomy places the organism in Eukaryota, Metazoa, Chordata, Lepidosauria, Squamata, Lacertidae.
AUGUCCGCAGAAGACUUUCCUCCAGCUGAAAUGCCCACUCCUUCGCCCCACUUCAGCGUUACUGAUGUGAUCGUCGUCGUGGCGUAUUUCCUUUUGAAUUUGGCAGUGGGGAUAUGGGUAAGGUGGGCAAAUAAUCGGUUUAACGGCCUGAUCGACUAUGCGGCGGCUUCAGUUGACCAAUGGCACUGAGCAUUCGGGGGAUGCCAUCUUUUUAAAAGAAGCAGUUUGGAUUCUGCUGCCUGGGCACAGAACAUGCUCAGCCGUAUUGGGCUGUUUUCUCCCCACCCCCCUUAGUUCCCCCGCUACCAGAAUUUGUUUGCAUUUCUGCAAAUCUAGAUGCUCUGCCGAACCUGCCGAUAUCUCCCUGUUGCACGUAACUGGUGCCAUUUUUACUGAGCGCUCACGCCUGAAUGUCAGAAAUUAGAGGGAGUAUUAUUAUGGUUAUCAUUACCCAUCCUGUCUCUAAAAAUAAAGUAAGAUUCUAGUCCUCCUGGUUUUGAAUAAAGGGCGAAAUUAAAUAGGAAUCUGCUUUGCACCGAGUCAGAACAUCAGUCCAUCUAGUUGGGUGUUGUUUGCAACAGAUUCCAACAAUCUUUUGCUGAGAUUUCGAACCCCAGGCCUAGGUGGCUAAAUCCGACCCUCUAAGCCCCCUCUCAGCUGGCUGCACCUCUGCUUUGCACCCUCCUUUGGUGUCUGUCUCGAAAAUGUCUGCCUGGAAUAAUUAUUAUCAUCUUUCUGAAUCAGAAUUUUGUUUAUUGCCUGCACCCAAAGGUCCCAGGGUGGGUCAAAGCAAUUUAAACACAACUUUUUAGGAACCAACUGCAGCUUGCAAAGAGUUCCAGCUUCAACCCAUGGCAUCUAGGGCUAGGAAUGCACCCCCCCUCCGCCCACUUUGAAUUCCCAGAGAGCUGCUGCCAGUCAGUGUAAACAAUAUAGGAGUUAGAUGGGCCAAUGUUCCUACUAGGAGUGGGGCAGCUUCCUAUGUUCAAAAGAGGGUGGGUCUGAGAAAUACGCAGCCCAACUGUGAAAGACCAGGGAAAAGAGGCGUAUCUUCAGAGUAUGAUGCGAACCAUAUAGGGAAGGAGCCAGGCAUGCCUCUGUGGGGAGGGAUUUCCACAAUUUAGGGGCUGCCACAGAGAAGGCCCUGUACCUGGCCACCCCCUACCCAACUUCUUAGGGUGGUGGAAAUAUGAAGAGGGCGCCCUCUGCCGAUCUAAAGACCCAGGAGACUCUAUAGCAGCCUUUCUCAACCUGUGGGUCCCCAGAUGUUGUUGAACUACAACUCCCAUCAUCCCUAGCUAGCAAGGCCAGAGCUCAGGGAUGAUGGGAGUUGUAGUCCAACAACAUCUGGGGACCCACAGGUUGAGAACCACUGCUCUAUAGGGAAGGAGGUGGUCUUUCUGAUACUUGGGGGCUAUAUUGUGGGGCAGGAGGAAAUCUCUGUCUGGUUUCCAUGCUCUAGGCACGGUUCGUCUGUCACCCACCCCCUGCUUAGUUGUCUCUUUGCCUGUCCAGUCUUCCUGCAGGGCAAACAGAAACACUUUAAGUGGAUACUUCCUGGCUGGGAGGAACAUAGUCUGGUGGCCGGUAAGUAGAUGCAACUGCCUGUUUGAUUUUGGGGAUCCACAAGGUUUCAUCCAAGCCUCACAGAGGGCGGUGACUUACAUGCAUUGUUGGGAAAAGAGCAAGUGUCGUCCCCCCCCCCCAAAAAAAAUAGGGCACAAGAACAUGCAGAUCUGCAUAAAAUUUGCACAUGCUAAUUUAUAUUUCUAGAUGCAUGUUUGGAAAGUCACUUUCAUCCAAAGCAGACCCAUUGGAAAUAAUAGCUCUAAGUGACCCACAUGCAUUAAUUUCAGUGGGUCUACUCAGAGUAGGACUACCGCUGGGUACAAGCCAACUAGGUAAAGUUAAAGGUACCCCUGACCGUUAGGUCCAGUCGUGGACGAUUCUGGGGUUGCAGCGCUCAUCUCGCUCUAUAGGCUGAGAGAGCCGCUGCUGCUGUAGAGAAGGAAAAGGAGCGAGCCAGGGCUGCCCCGACCUUAAGAGCACCUAGGUAAACCCGCCCCUACCGGCAGCUGAUUAGCUGGUCCGGGGGUGAUGAAUAUGAAUGAGACUGGGGAAUCCCUGACUCCCGCGGGGCUGCCGCCAGCCCCGCGAGAUUGUAGACGGGGGCGUGAGCCCGCAACCCCCCCUCCUUAGGUCGGGAGUGGCUUUGUCUGCAGACAGCUUCCGGGUCAUGUGGCCAGCAUGACUAAGCCGCUUCUGGAGAACCAGAGCAGCACACGGAAACGCCUUUUACCUUCCCGCCAGAGUGGUACCUAUUUAUCUACUUGCACUUAGACGUGCUUUCGAACUGCUAGGUUGGCAGGAGCUGGGACCGAGCAACGGGAGCUCACCCUGUCGUGGGGAUUCGAACCGCCGACCUUCUGAUCGGCAAGUCCUAGGCUCUGUGGUUUAACCCACAGCGCCACCCGCAUCUCACAAGCCAACUGCUGCAGUACUAAUGCCAAUACCAAUACCAUGCAGUUGUUAGUUGGAGUGUUCGACUGGGACCUGAGAGACCAGGGUUCAAAUCCCCACUCAGCCGUGGGCCAGUCCCUGCCUCUCGGCCUAACCUACCUCACAAGGUUGUGGGGGAUUAAAUGAGAACGGGAAGAGUUGGAAGGGACCACAAGGGUUCUACAUACCAACCGGUUGCGAUGCAGGAAUCUUUUCCCAACGUGGGACUCGAACCCACAACCUUGAGAUGAAGAGUCUAAUGCUUUACCAACUGAGAGAUCCUUGGAGGAAAAAAAGUGGUAUAUAAAUACAGUGAUACCUCUGGUUAUGUACUUAAAUCGUUCCGGAGGUCUGUUCUUAACCUGAAACUGUUCUUAACCUGAAGCACCACUUUAGCUAAUGGGGCCUCCCGCCGCCGCCGCGCGAUUUCUGUUCUCAUCCUGAAGCAAAGUUCUUAACCCAAGGUACAAUUUCUGGGUUAGCGGAGUCUGUAACCUGAAGCGUCUGUAACCUGAAGCGUAUGUAACCCGAGGUACCACUGUACAAUAAAUGAAUGGACCAGGUGACCUGUGUGCCUGCUCAGUCAGGGCCAUCUUUACCUGGGGGUGCAAAUUCUGGGGGGUGCCCAGCGCCUGCCGCUGAAGCCGUCUAAGCUCUUAACUAUCUACCUGUUAUGAAAUAAUAAAUAAUUUGAUCAAGCUAGAAAAACAAAAUACAGAUAUACCUAGGUAUUACCAAAAUGUAUACCUACUGUUUCACUAAAGGACUUUCGACUUUGUGCGCUCAUUUACCGAAGACGUGCUGCGCCAGCGGUGGUGCUUUUCAUUCACAACAGCAACAUUUUCCAGACUCAACAACGGCGCUUGUCAUUUUCAACGGUGCCAUUCAUGCAAAAUUAACUAAAUUUGGGGGCUCUGGGCAGAUCUUUGCACCCCGGAAGGCGCAUAAAAAUGGCCCUGCGCUCAGUCCAAACUCUUCUCUGUCCUCUUUCUUUCCGGCACCCUGUUAAAACAUUUUUGUUUCACAAGCCUAUUGAAAAGUUACACAAAUUUUCAUUUUAACUACUGCUGCUUUGGGAGGUACGUUUAAAUACCUGAUGUUUAACUCUUUCCAAUCGAUAAUUUUAAUGCUUUAUUGUUAUUUUUUUGUAAUUCGCUUAGGGUUUUUGCAAUUUGUUUGGUAUAAUAAUAAUAAUAAUAAUAAUAAUAAUAAUAAUAAUAUUGGCUGCUUUUGGCCUGCAGAUCGGUGCCUCGCUCUUUGCCAGCAGCGAAGGAUCGAGCCUUUUCAUUGGACUGGCCGGCACGGCGGCUGCAGGAGGGGUAGCAGUGGCCGGCUUCGAAUGGAAUGUGAGUAGUGCCGGAUUUACGUAUAAGCUGAACAAGCUAUAGCUUAGGACUCCACUCUCUUGGGGGUCCCCCAGAAAAUUUCAAGGGGAAAAAACCCUGGAUGUACAAUUCCAAAAUAUAAGAUAAAAAACAAAUAAAAUAAAACCUACAUACAGUUAGAGCUUCAUAAUUAUUUCACUAUUAAUAUACUUCUUAAUUGUGUUUCACUAUUAAUAUACUACCGGUGCUGAAGAAACUGAAAUUGACCAAUUCUAUGAAGACUUACGGGACGCAGAUGGCGCUGUGGGUUAAACCACAGAGCCUAGGGCUUCCAGAUCAGAAGGUUGGCGGUUCGAAUCCCCGCGACGGGGUGAACUCCCGUUGCUCGGUCCCAGCUCCUGCCAACCUAGCAGUUCGAAAGCGUGAAGUGCAAAUAGAUAAAUAGGUACCACUCCGGCGGGAAGGUAAAUGGCGUUUCCAUGCACUGCUCUGGUUCGCCAGAAGCAGCUUAGUCAUGCUGGCCACAUGACCCGGAAGCUGUACGCCGGCUCCCUCGGCCAAUAAAGCGAGAUGAGCGCCGCAACCCCAGAGUCGGCCACGACUGGACCUAAUGGUCAGGGGUCCCUUUACCUUUAUGAAGACUUACAACACCUUCUAGAAAUGACACCAAAGCAGGAUGUUCUUCUCAUUAUAGGGGAUUGGAAUGCUAAAGUAGGGAGUCAAGAGAUAAAAGGAACAACUGGAUGGUUGAACCACUUUGGAAAUUUCAGCUAGUGGUUAUGUCCGAAGCACAAAUCCCUUUUCUUUUACACAUAUGCACCGAUGUGUAGGACUACACUUAAGUGUUUUUAUAUCUUUUUCCAGGCCACCUUUGUGCUUCUGGCAUUGGCCUGGGUGUUUGUUCCCGUCUACAUCUCUUCAGGGGUAAGUUGAGAACUGGGUUUGGUCCUGUCCUUUGGUGUGUAGCCUUCCUGCACCUCCAACAGCUGCUUUUUAUGACCUCUCCCGCACUAAUUCAGUGCUGCCUGCCCAGGCGGCUGAGGCUCACGGCCUUCUCUCUACUUGGCAAUUCAAAUAAUAAUAAUAAAUAUUGGUGCCAAAGAAGGACAGAACCUUUUUUAUGUAUGCCACAACAGCAGCAAGAAUACUCAUUGCAAAGUAUUGGAAGACACAAGAUUUACCCACUCUGGAAGAAUGGCAGAUGAAGGUGAUUGACUACAUGGAAUUGGCAGAAAUGACUGGCAGAAUCCGAGACCAGGGAGAAGAGUCAGUGAAAGAAGACUGGAAGAAAUUUAAAGACUAUUUACAGAAAUAUUGUAAAAUUAAUGAAUCUUAGAAGGAUGUUGGAUAGAAACUAAGUGGUUUCCAGCUGUAAUGCUUUAAGAGAUACGAAAACAACGUUCCACUAAAUGGGUAAAAGCUUUAUAUGGUAAGGAUUUGGCUGAACUAACAAACUGAACCUGGAAUACAAAAAGGCGAGGUACGAGGAGGUCCUGGGAAAUAAGUCGUAAGGAAGAUAUGCUAUGGAAAAUUAAUGUGUUUUUAACUGUUUUUAUUUUGUAUGUUUCUUUUUAUUUUUCAUUUCUUUGCUAUACCUUAAAAACUUUAAUAAAUAUCUCUAACUAUCAAAAAAACAAACAAACAAAAAACAAAUAAUAAUAAUAAAUAUCUUGCAAGGCUCCUGGGUGAAAAGCCACCACAAUUUAUUUUAACGUGAUUCUAAUGCUGUAUUUUACGUUGCCGUAACCUGCCCCGGGACUGUCAGAUAAUAAACAGCGCGACUCCCCGGCGAGGCAGGUUUUCCACAUUUCUGCAAGAGUUUGUCACCAUGGAAAUUCACCUGUGUUUUAGUGCAAAUUCCUUUUUGGUCAUACAAUCCAAUUUUGGUCAUACAAUCCAAUUGGAAAAUUGGGAAAGCUUGUGGAAGGUGGAUAUCAAUUUCACAGCCUGUUAUACGAUAAAAGAGAACAUGAUUUUACUGCUGUUACCUCACUCUGGAAAAAUUGACUAAGAUUUACAAAAAACAGUCAAACUUAUGCUGGAGAUGUAAGAGGGAGGUGGGAACCUUUUAUCACACAGGGUGGGGAUGUAAAAUUGUAAGGAAAAUUUGGAACGAGGUAUAUGAGGAGCUGAAAAAAUUAUUCAAGAUUUCGUUUUUCCAAAAAGCCAGAGGCCUAAUAUCAAAUGACAUUCCCAGAGAGAAGAAAAAUGUAUUCCUUUACCCAACAUCUGCCCCCCCACCAAUAUAGGCAUUCUUAUCCACACUUUUUGCUAAGAUGUACUUUUUUGUACACAUUAUUUGGCUGGGGAACAGCAGCACAAAAUUCGGAAAAGUGCAAAUUAUGCUGUGUUUUGGUUUGCAUGCAAAGUGAAAAUUGGGCUAGGCUCACGUUAAAAUCUGAAUGGAGCUGCCAUUUCCUCCACCCCGAAUUAUAACACUGGUGUUUGAUUCUUUCCCUUCCUUUCCCUUCCUCCGAUCAGAUUGUCACCAUGCCAGAAUACCUCCAGAAGCGUUUUGGCGGGGAGAGAAUUCGGAUAUACCUCUCAUCCCUGUCUCUCCUGCUUUCCAUCUUCACCAAGAUAUCGGUGAGUGGCUGCUAGCCAGCGAAAUAAUGCCUCUCAAAUACGGCGGGGCGGGGGCAAAAAUAUAAAUAAAACCAAUAAAUGAAGUAGACAACCAUUCUGGGGUGUUUAAACCUCUCUGCCCUGCCCAGCCCCCAAGGAAGAUGCCAGUUGUUGUUGUUUAGUUGUUUAGUCGUGUCCGACUCUUCAUGACCCCCUGGACCAGAGCACGCCAGGCACUCCUGUCUUCCACUGCCUCCCGCAGUUUGGUCAAACUCAUGCUGGUUGCUUUGAGAACACUGUCCCACCAUCUCGUCCCCUUCUCCUUGUGCCCUCCAUCUUUCCCAACAUCAGGGUCUUUUCCAGGGAGUCUUCUCUUCUCAUGAGGUGGCCAAAGUCUUGGAGCCUCAGCUUCAGGAUCUGUCCUUCCAGUGAGCACUCAGGGCUGAUUUCCUUCAGAAUGGAGAGGUUUGAUCUUCUUGCAAUCCAUGGGACUCUCAAGAGUCUCCUCCAGCACCAUAAUUCAAAAGCAUCAAUUCUUUGGCGAUCAGCCUUCUUUAUGGUCCAGCUCUCACUUUCAUACAUCACUACUGGGAAAACCAUGGCUUUAACUAUACGGACCUUUGUUGGCAAGGUGAUGCCAAUUACCCGAUGCAAAAUUGGGGACGGGUCAGUAACCUCUAUUUAGCAAAUCCGCACAGAUCUGCUGAGGAAGUGGGGGGAGAGGAAGGUGUGUAGAAUGUGGGGGGGCACCCCUGGCUUGCGAACCUCCCCCCCCAAAGUUUGUUCAAGGGUCAUUGUGGCCCCUGGGAUAAAAAAAAGAGAGAUUAGCCUCCUGUGUUUUUAAAUGGCUUGGUAGCCCAGUUGGUAAAGCAUGAGACUCUUAAUCUCAGGGUUUUGGGUUCGGGAGCCAACUUUGGGCAGAAGAUUUCUGCAUUGCAAGGGGUUGAACUAGAGGGCCUUUGCGGGCCCUUCAAACUCUGUGAUUCUGUGGUUUGAAAUUAUAUUUGAUUACUGUUUUGAUGUGCGUUUGGACACUGCUUUUGGAAUAGUGCCUUUUUAGCAAGCAGGCUAGGAAACUAAAAAAUAAAAUAAACAUGGAUCCCAGGCUUGAUCCCAGAUGUCCAUAUUGCAAGGUAGAGAAAUGACCUCUGCCUGUGACCUUCCCCAAUGGGUCACUGGGACCUAAUCUGACCUACCUAUCUCAGAUGAUGGUUCAGGCGUCAUAUAGCUCUCUCGUCAGCAGGAGGCGCUGUUGGCCAAGUUGCUGUCCCGACCCUGAGCUUCCUGUGGCCUGUUUUCUUUUGCUGAAUAUUAUUCUGCCUCCGUCUGUUUUGACACCGGCACACCCUUGCUUGUUUCCCAGAAAAACCUUUGGGCAACAGAUCUGUUCUCUAAGAGGAGGCUUAAAUAUACGAAGCACGAUCAGGACGAAAUUAAGCCCUUUUACAUCCCAUUGAGUUAAGGGUUGAAGUGCGCGCUUAACUUUCCUUGUCAAAACCAGUGGGAAUUAAACGAGCGUAAUGUUUCUUUAUAGGCCAAUUUUAAAAGCAAUAAACUUCAGCUGAGUCAUGAUGUUAUGGGGACAAUUACUGCUGUUUGGAAUAAGUAUAUAUAAUGAAUGACCUUAUUAUUAUCUUGUAUAAUAUGGUCCAAGGAGGGGAGGUUGAUUAAUGGUUACUAUGAUGGCUUUUUCGAACCUCCAGCCUCAGAGGCAGUCUACCUCUGAAUCCCACUUAAUAGAUCGGGUGAGGAAUGAGAUUCAGCUGGUGGACUUAGAUCCUUACCUGCCCUCCCACUCCCAAGGGGCCAGCUUUGAAAGCUGGUUAGGGCUGUUCACCUGCCAGUCACAUAACAUUACAGUGAAGUCAGGUGACCUGUGCGGUUUGAAAUCUAAUCGCACUGUGCUUUGCAAGUGCUGGCGACCAGCUGGUCAUUGGCAGGACUUGGGGAAGUGGCCGGGCUUUCCAGGUGUCAAUGAACAGCUGAUUGACAGCACCUCCUUGCGGCCAGCUUAAUGGUGUAGAGAGGAAAUGCCACUGUGGGGGUUUCUUGGACCAAACUUGGGAGAAGAAUUUACGGUAUAAGAAGGUCACAGCAAGAGGUUCUGAGGGACACAGCAGGUAUAAUUAAUUAGUUGUAAAGUGGCUGAGCGUCUUGAUCAACCGCAUCUAAUAAGGUACUUCCUGGGAGGAAGUGUUUAAUUGGGAAAAGGAAGGCUAAUUAGAUUACUGAGAAGAUCUGAAUGGAGAACCUGGUUCUCAACAACCCGGUUGGUUCCCUAAGGGCUCAGUCCAAGGACUGAAUCGUCCUUGUCUGGUAAUAGCAUUUGUCACCUCUGUGUAGCUCUUGCUCAGGAGUCAGAAUAAAUGUGGGCAUACCAAAACCUUGCAUAUCUAACCUAAUAGCCCGAAUGACUUCUUCUUCUUCUUCUUCUUCAUAAUAAUAAUAAUAAUAGUAAUAAUAAUGUUGUUGUUUAGUCGUUUAGUUGUGUCUGACUCUUCGUGACCCCCUGGACCAGAGCAUGCCAGGCACUCCUGUCUUCCACUGCCUCCCGCAGUUUGGUCAGACUCAUGCUGGUAGCUUCGAGAACACUGUCCAACCAUCUCGUCCUCUGUCGUCCCCUUCUCCUUGUGCCCUCCAUCUUUCCCAACAUCAGGGUCUUUUCCAGGGAGUCUUCUCUUCUCAUGAGGUGGCCAAAGUAUUGGAGUCUCAGCUUCAGGAUCUGUCCUUCCAGUGAGCACUCAGGGCUGAUUUCCUUCAGAAUGGAUAGGUUUGAUCUUCUUGCAGUCCAUGGGACUCUCAAGAGUCUCCUCCAGCACCAGAAUUCAAAUUCAAAUAAUAAUAAUAACAAUAAUUAUAUAUUAUGUUUCUGCAUCCCUCAAUCUUGGCUCCAGGCCAAAUUGGCAAAGCAGUGUAAAAGGCUGUGACCAGAUGAAUCCUUGUUUAUUUAUUACAGUGGUACCUCAGGUUACAGACGCUUCAGGUUACAGACUCCGCUAACCCAGAAAUAAUACCUCGGGUUAAGAACUUUGCUUCAGGAUGAGAACAGAAAUCGUGCUCCAGCAGCGAGGCAGCAGCAGGAGGCCCCAUUAGCUAAAGUGGUACCUCAGGUUAAGAACGGACCUCCAGAACGAAUUAAGUUCUUAACCCGAGGUACCACUGUAUUACAUUUAUAUACCACCGUUAUCUCCCAAGGAUCUCAAAGUGGUGUUCAUGGUUCUCCUCCUCCUCAUUUUAUCCUCACGACGCAACCCUGUGAGGCAGGUCAUGCUAAGAGAUGGCGACUGCCCCAAGGUCACCCAGUGAGCUUCAUGGCUGGGUGGGGAUUUGAACCCUGAUCUCCCAGGUCCUGGUCCGACACUCUCACCCAGGCACCCCUGAACUCGGCCUUCCAGAUGUUUUGGGACUACAACUCCCAUCAUCCCUGACCACUGGUCCUGUUAGCUAGGGAUGAUGGGUGUUGUAGUCCCAAAACACCUGGAGGGCUGAGUUUGGGGGUGCCUGCUCUAACUAUUAGGCCACAUUGUCUCUUGUGUGAGAGGUGUGGCCUGGAGGGGAAGUGACGGAGGAGGAGGUGGAGCCUGGGGAGAAAUAUAAGUGCAAAAUGUAGAGGCCAAGGAGGUAAUAUUUUGCCCCUGGCCCUGAGCUUCCUCGCCCCUGUUUAAUGUGUGAAACAACACAUCUAAAAAAUAAGGAAGCUCUGAACUAUCCACCUUCAUCCCUUUGCUGCUGUAGAUUCUUGCAAAGCACAUUCAAACGUCUGUUGUCAUCUUGGGCUCCCCCGUCACACCUAGGUGUGACUUGCAGACUCCUGUCCAUUGUUAUCCCCACGCCCCUCGCUGGCCCUGCCUGGGAUCUUUCUCGGUUCCCCAAAAGGACAUGCCGUCUUGCGGGCCGCCUUGCCAAGGCUGGUCCCUAUUCUUUAAUUGCAUUGCAACAGCUCUCUGAGUCACUCCCUAUUCAGCCACGGAGUGACUGGUCCGGUCCGGGAGAUUAAGCGAGCAUCUCACCCCCUUCACGGGAGAUUUGGAUAAUCUUUGUUGACAGCGAGUUAUUGAGAUGAAUGUCUGCAGACACGCGGGAUGGUGUGAAGAGGUGGGGCAAUUUAUUCAGGCCAGGUAUUUUGCUGACGGUAAGCACCUGCAGAGGUCGGGUGCUUGGGAGGCAGCUGGGAGAAAUGGACCCAAGCCAACGGGAGAGGCUUUUCCAAGCAUGGAGACGGUCAGGGUUAAUAGAGGGGCGAGAUGUUUCUUUGGGUAUCCUGGUCCCUAUACAACAGGGGAGGGGGACAUGUGGCUAUCCAAAUAUUGUUGGACUCCAGUUUUCAAAUGCCCCAUCGAUAGGGUUGUCAGGUCGGGAGCUUCCCAGAUCCUGAGCAUACCCUCCAACAUUUCUCCAAUGAAAAUAGAGACACCCUGUUCCAUAAUCAUAAUCAUAUUUAUACCCUGCCCAUCUGACUGGUUGCCCUGGCCACUCUGGGUGGCUUCCAACAUAUAUAAAAACCAUAACAAACUAUUAAACAUUAAAAAAAAACACCUUCCCUAUACAGGGCUGACUUCAAAUGUCUUCUAAAAUUUGUAUAGUUAUUUAUCUCCUUGGCUCAGGGGUUGCAUAACUCCUUACCCUCCAACAUUUAUCUGAUGUAAAUAGGGACAUCCUAAGGGAAAGCGGGGCACGCGGGUGGCACUGUGGGUUAAACCACAGAGCCUAGGGCUUGCUGAUCAGAAAGUUGGCGGUUCGAAUCCUUGCGGCGGGGUGAGCUCCCGUUGCUCCUGCCAACCUAGCAGUUUGAAAGCACGUCAAAGUGCAAGUAGAUAAAUAGGUACUGCUCCGGCGGGAAGGUAAACGGUGUUUCCGUGUGCUGCUCUGGUUCGCCAGAAGGGGCUUAGUCAUGUUGGCCACAUGACCCGGCCGAUAAAGCGAGAUGAGCACUGCAACCCCAGAGUCAGCCACGACUGGACCUAAUGGUCAGGGGUCCCUUUACCUUUACCUUUAAGGGAAAGCGGGAUGUUCUGGGAUCAAAUCAGAAACUGGGACGGCUUCUGUAAAUCUGGGUUUGUCCCUGGAAAACAAGGGUCUGUGUUUUCAGGGCCCAGACCUGAGACCUAGGAGACACCCCCGGGGAAGUCAUGGGGAGGGAGACAGGGGCUGGCCCAAGAGUUAACCAAGUGAGCUUCAUGGCUGAGUGGGGAUUUGAACCCUGGUCUCUCUCCCGGGCCCUAUUCCAACACCACUCAGCCUCGCUUACAGAGAGGCAGAGCUGGAAAGUUUUUACUAUUAUCCCGAUAAGACGGGGAAUUGGAACACUGCGUGCUUUGAUUUAAAAGUCUUCCUUUGGAGCAGUUCAAAGAUAACUUUCCCGGAAAGGAUGGGUAAAAAUCUCACCCCACCUUAGAAGUCUUGCUUCUGCUGCCAGCCCCAAAUAAGUGUAAGGUUUUCACUGACGAACACAAGCAACUGAUGUUCCUCCUCCCGGGAGCUGUUGAGACGGACUUCAAAGGCUUUUUAUAGCUGCUAUUUUUCUUUUAUGAAUGGGCCAGGCCUGCUUCUCCUUCUCCCCCUCGAUUUAUUUUCGAAACGAGGCUGUUGUUGUGCUGAGAAGCCAUCUUAACAAGCUCCCUCGCCUGUCCGUCCCUGCCGAAUAAUACGAGAGGAAGCUGGAGGGGCCGUGUUUUGGUAUUCCAAGAAGAGGAAUGAUGAUGGUUUCUUUAAUGGGAUGCAGAUGGCUGCCAACACCUUAAACAUCCUCCGCCCUCUCUAAGUAAUUAUGAAAGCUUUGCUUUCACCUGCCAUUGCAGCUUGCCAAAUUGCAGCUUGCCAAAGCAGGGGGGAAAGGCGAGGUGAGAGGGAUGUGUCUCGGGGAAUAGAGACCCCGCUGGUCCUCCAGAGAUUUGAGGGACUCCAACUCCCAUCAGACCCGGCUAGCAUGGCCAAUGGCCUGGGAUGAUGGGAGUUGUAGUCUAGCAACACCGGGAGGGCUGCCUGAGGGAGGUGGGCUUUCAACAACGCAGGGAAGAUGAGACUUCUGCUUCACAUCUCUCCCACCCAGAUAGUCUGGUGAGAUGGCAUACUUAGGAACAAUCCACGAUCACUGCAGAUCCAUGGGCUCCAUGAUCACUGCAGAUGGUGACAGCAGUUACAAAAUUAAAAGACACCUGCUUCUUGGGAGAAAAGCAAUGACAAACCUAGACAGCAUCUUAAAAAGCAGAGACAUCACCUUGCCAACAAAGGUCCAUAUAGUUAAAGCUAUGGUUUUCCCAGUAGCGAUGUAUAGAAGUGAGAGCUGGACCAUCAAGAAGGCUGAUCGCCGAAGAAUGGAUGCUUUUGAAUUCUGGUGCUGGAGGAGACUCUUGAGAGUCCCAUGGACUGCAAGAAGAUCAAACCGAUCCAUUCUGAAGGAAAUCAGCCCUGAGUGCUCACUGGAAGGACAAAUCCUGAAGCUGAGGCUCCAAUACUUUGGCCACCUCAUGAGAAGAGAAGACUCCCUGGAAAAGACCCUGAUGUUGGGAAAGAUGGAGGGCACAAGGAGAAGGGGACGACAGAGGACGAGAUGGUUGGACAGUGUUCUCGAAGUUAGCAACAUGAGUCUGACCAAGCUGUGGGAGGCAGUGGAAGACAGGAGUGCCUGGCGUGCUCUGGUCCAUGGGUCCAAGAGUCGGACACGACAAAACGACUAAACAACAACGAAAGGAACGAUCCUGAGUGUGGCAUGGUAAUCUUGGUGACCAAAGUGGGGAGUAGGGUUUCCACAUGGUGCCUUGAAGCUCUUGGAAAUCUGUCUCCAGAAGUCUCUGUUCAACAAUUGAUUUGGUGCCCUUUUGGUCCACGGUGAAGCUGAACCUCCAUGGGCAGGGGCAGUCUUGCUGUUUGCAGGGGUGGGGGAAGAAACAGUGACAGAGGAAGGCUGCUGCCCUGCCUCUGCCUCAUCUGCGGAUUGCCUGGAAGGAUCUGGCUCCUGCCCCACCCCUGGACCUUUGGUCUAAUCCAGCUGUUGUUUUCUGAAAUGAAUCAAUGGCUCUCUCUCUCACAGGGAACUAUAUGCAACACUGGCAAGCAUGCUUUUAUAGGGCGUUGGAGAGGGUCACAUGACUUGCUCUGGCCAAUGCAGAUGCUUUCUUGCUGGCCUCCCUGCAACUGCCUCCUCUGGCCACUUGGUGGCAGGCUCGCAGCGGCUCUUGAACCCUGGGCUGGAGUGGCGCUAGACUCUGGCGCCACCACAGAGCUCUGGCCGGAAGGGGGAACUACAGGGUGGUGUACCUCUCAGACCGCAGCAGCUUAUGGGAUCAGGCUUGGUUUGGUUCCCCGGUAAAAGUCUGGUUGCUCCCUGAUUUAAGCAACAAUGCUCAUCUGCAGCUGCUCUUCAAGGGUGCAAGACUCAUUGUUCUGUCGUUUUCCCCCCUGCGAUGGCCCUGUGGAACUGGUGGUGCCUUUAAAUGUCAGAACUGUUCUCAGCAUCCCAAGGCAAGAGGCUCAAGUAGGUCACCCCCUUGUCAGCCUUCUGGGCCUCAGCCCCGGGGCAUUGCCAUGCCAAGAAGGGGCGAGGUGCGUGCCACGCUUGGGUUAUGCCAGAGCAGCCCGUAAUCCUGCAAAGAAUGUAAGGUCUCACCCCGUCCCGCUGCCUCUGAUGUGGUCCAGGUGUGUGAACCGAGAACAGGAACUGAGAUCUGUAAGCAACAGCACCACUGGGGUGGCACAAGCGCUUGUGUGUUUUGAAGGAGGUGCCGAGGUCUGCACUCGUUACCAAUUUGCUACCAGGCCACGUUCAAAGGGUUGCUAUUAGAAUGGAAAGUCCUUAACAACUUGGGACAGGUUUGCCUGCGAGAUCGCCUUGCCCCAAAUAUACCCACGUGGCUGCUUUGAUGGGUGGAACUGAUCCCGUUACAAGUGCCCCAUAAUACCCGUUCCUCAUGGACCAUUUAGUGUAUCUAAACUCUGGAACUCCCCGACUCUUGACACCAGGCAGCCGCCUCCGCUGUGCUCUUUUCGGCGCCUACUAAAACAUUUUUCUUUAGACAAGCCUAUGCAUACAUUUAGAAAGCUGGCCUGUGUUUCCAUCUGUUUUUAGUUCAUUGCUGAUUUUGUUUUGAUUUAAAGAGUCUUUGUUCUUUCCACUGACAGAACUACAAUUCCCAGAGUGCAGUUGAUCCCUCUCUGCAGGGAACUUUGGGAAUUAUAGUUCUGGGAGGGGCAUAGGAGCCUGCAAACAACUCCCGGCACCCUCAAUGAACUAAAGCUCCCAGAAUGCUUUGGGGGAAGCCGCGGCUGUUUAAAGUGGCGUUGUAGUUCAAACGUAUGGCGUGGAUGGGGCCGCGAUAUGUUUCUGAAUACCAGUUGAAGGCGUUUGCAUGUGAAGAGAGGUCUAUUGUAUUAAUGUUCUGCUUGUAGCCUGUCUAUCAGCAUCAGAUAGGCCACUGCAAGAAUCUGGAUGCUGGAGUAUCAGACAAGCCCUUGAUCUGAUCUAGGAGUGCUCUUUUUUUCUGCAGCCCCUGAAGAAUGUUUUUAACCAGGUUUCCUCAACCUCGGCCCUCCAGAUGUUUUUGGCCUACAACUCCCAUGAUCCCUAGCUAGCAGGACCAGUGGUCAGGGAUGAUGGGAAUUGUAGUCUCAAAACCUCUGGAGGGCCGAGGUCGAGGAAGCCUGGUUUAAACCCUGAAAAUUGGCGACUCUAAUGGUUUGGACAAGACUUCCCCAAAGGGCAGCAGCAGCGACAAAGGGCAGUCAGUUGGUAGAGCAUGAGAUCUCAGGGUGGUGGGUUUGAGCCCCAUGUUGUGUGAAAUAUUCCUGCAUUGCAGGGGGUUGGACUAGAUGACCCUUGUGGUCCUUUCUAACUCUACAAUUCUAAUAAUAAUAAUAAUAAUAAUAAUAAUAAUAAUUAAUAAUUUAUUACUUAUACCCCGCCCAUCUGGCUGGGCCUCCCCAGCCACUCUGGGUGGCUUCCGAUAGAACAUUUAAAAUUCAUUAAAAUGUCACACAUUAAAAACUUCCCUAAACAGGGCUGCCUUCAGAUGUCUUCUAAAAGUCAGAUAGUUGUUUACUUCCUUGACAUCUGACGGGAGGGCAUUCCACAGGGUGGGUGCCAUUACCGAGAAGGCCCUCUGUCUGGUUCCCUGUAACCUCACUUCUCGCAGUGAGGGAACCGCCAGAAGGCUCUUGGAGCUGGACCUCAGUGUCCGGGCUGAACGAUAGGGGUGGAGACACUCCUUCAGGUAUACUGGGCCGAGGCCGUUCAGGCAAUUGGCCAGGGACAGAUGUCUAAGGAAUUAGGAACCUCUGGAACGUAUGAGGAAAAACAACAGAGCAAAGCUUUUGUGGUUUUUAGCCAGACCGGGAAAACAGCACAGCAUUCAUAUUUCUGGGUGACCUAAUGCUGGCGUGAUCUGACUUGGAAAAGGCUGCUGUGUGUGAGGGUGAAGACUCGUGAGGAGAGAGAAGGGAGGGCCCCGGACGACUUGUUUGAUGCCUCCCAAGUUGCUGCAGGAGAGGGCGUGGGGCAGGGCAAGCUCUGGCGGGGAGAGGGAACAGGUUGUAGUUCCAUUUGCGUUGUUUCCUUGCCCUGAUUGAAACGAGAUCAGACAGAGCAUGAAACAAGGGCGCCUGGGUACUUUGGGGCCCUUGCGCUGCCUCAGAGAGGGCAGGCGCCAGCAAGAAGCAUCACUGGGUAUCCGUCAAGGACCCCCCACUUCUGCAAGGGGUCCACAGCUGGUCUUGUUCCUUGCUGUUGUGUCUUCCUCGCCUGCUCUCUCCGAGCAAGGGGGACGGAGGUCUCCUUCCACUUGCCAUGCGCUCUCCCUCUGGGUGGGUGUACGGAUCGAGCCCAGGGGGGGAGAGUGAGGGAAGGGGCAGCUGUGUCCCUUUAGGGCAGCGGUUCUCAACCUGUGUGUCCCCAGAUCUUGUUGGACUACAACUCCUAUCAUGCCUGAGCUUUGGCCUUGCUAGCUAGGGGGGAUGGGAGUUGUAGUUCAACAGUAUCUGGGGACCCACAGGUUGAGAAAGGCUCUUUUAGGGCAUAUUGACUUAGGACACAUUUAUACCUGACAUUUAAAGCACUUUGAUGCCACUUUAACCAGCUGCAACUCCCCCCAAAGAAUUCUGGGAGCUGUAGUUUGGUAAAGGUGCAGAGAGUUGCACCGUAACUCCCCUCACAGAGCAGCAAUUCCCAGAGUGUCUAGCACAAUCAAUCCCUCUUCCCAGGGAACUCUGGGAAUCAAAUCCUUUUGAGGGGAAUAGAAGGGCCUCCUAGCAACUCUCAGCAGCCCAGUUUCUUUCAGUUUCCCCCUUUUCCAAUCUUAAAUUCAUUUCUUCGCAUUUCUGCAGAAAUUUGCAACUUUCGUCAUUUGAAAAACAAAAUAAUCCUCAUGGAAAUUCACCAGCAUUUUAGUUUGAAAUUUUCCUACAUUUUUUGCACAUAGCUUUUACUAAUGUCCAUAUGAUUGUAGGCAAUUUUCGGCAAUAUACUGCAUUUUCGUAUGCUGUUUCCACUCACGGUCUUCCUCCAAACCUCUGUAAUUGUAUUAACAUUGGCCAGAGAACUAGAUUGCAAAAUUCAGAUACGUGCAAAUUUUGAAGGAAAGCUGGGUUUCACUUUGCAUAUUGUUUCGGAAACUGUAGAUUUGAUAGGUUUCCCUUUUGGUGUGAACUGAUCCAAAUUUCUCCCCCACUCUCAGGUGGGAGCCCCCGGGCUGCUCUGAGUGACUCUCCAGCAGAGGGAAAUAGCCAGGAGAUCAGAGUUUGUGUGUUUGUGUGAUCUAUGGCCUGCCAUUCACCUCCUUAACUAGCCUGCUGCCCGCAGUGGAGGACCGGUGUUGAAACAAAAGUUUUUUUUAAAAUAAUGCACAGUACAGAGAAAGCAGAGAGAAAAAAACCUUUUCUCCCUCGCUCCCAAAAUCAAUGAAGCUGAAUGCUGGAAAAUUCGGGACAGGUAAAAUAAAGUACCGUAUUUUUUGCUGUAUAAGACUCACUUUUUCCCUCCUAAAAAGUAAGGGAACAUGUGUGUGCGUCUUAUGGAGGGAAUGCAGGCUGCGCAGCUAUCACAGAAGCCAGAACAGCAAGAGGGAUCACUGCUUUCACUGCGCAGCUAUCCCUCUUGCUGUUCUGGCUUCUGAGAUUCAGAAUAUUUUUUUCCUUGUUUUCCUCCUCCAAAAACUAGGUGCAUCUUAUGGUCUGGUGCGUCUUAUAGAGCGAAAAAUACAGUACUUUUUCAUGCAGUGCAUCGUUGAACUGUGGAACUCCCUUCCACAGGAGGCAGAGAUGGCCACCAACCAGGACGGCUUAAAGGAGGACUGGGGAAAUUCUUGGAGCAUAACACUAUCAAUGACUAGCCACAACGGCUGUGCUCUGCCACUGGAGGGGAGAGUUGCUCUUGUGCUCUCCCCCCGGUUUACUAUCCCUAGUACUUCAAGACUCCCAUAAAAGUGCCUGGCUUAAAACCGUCUAUCAAAAACUUCACUCUUGUGGCCCAUCCCCCCAACACCUACUCACUAUGGGCCCCACUAAAGCAAACAGUCUAACUGGUCAAUGUCUAAAAGAUAUCGAGCAUUAGAACAACCUGGCCACUAUAAGGAAAUUCUGCCCUGUUCAUUUUCCACCUCUCCAUUUUGAUUCUCUGGCCCCAUAUCUGCACAAACUUAUCAUCCCAAAAUACAGACGUGCUUUUACACUUGCAAGACUGGAUGCUUUGCCAUCUGCGGUACUUGAGGGUCGAUUCCAAAAGAUCCUGCCUGAGAAACGUCUUUGCCCCUGUGGAGACGGUAGCACCGAAACAGCGGCACACGUCCUCCUGUCUUGCACUCUCAGCAAAGACCUGAUCAUCACCCCACUCGUACUAACCAUCCCAGGGCUCUCAACCACUGCCACAAUGUCCUUUCCUCUAUCAGAUCAGAAUGAGCAGCAAAGGUUGCUAGGUGCAUAGCAGGGGCAAUCAAAAUAAGGGCCACUAACUGGCUGCUGAUUCAGGACUUUAAAUUGUGCUUUUAUAUCAAAUUUCCUUUUCUGCGUAUACUGUAAUGUUUUACUGUUGCUGUGGCCAUUGGCUAAUGCGAAUAAAGUUUUAUAUAUCUCUCUCUCCCCUGCAAACUGCUCUUGUGCUCAGAUCCUGCCACAGGCAUCUGGUUGGCCAGUCUGAGAACAGGAUGCUGGACUGAGUGGGCCGUUGGCCUGAUCCAACAGGCUACUAUUCUGUUCUUCUGUUAAAUAAGAUUCAGCUGCCAGUAGUGGAGUCAUCUGUACCCAAGUGGCAGUGAUGGUUGGCAUCAGUCAGCAAAGCAUUCUGGACUGGCUUUGCUCAAAAUCGGAACGUUUUCAAAAAAUUGCUGGCAGCGUGGACAGAGUGCUGUCUUGACCAGAGCCCAGGAUCCUGUCCAGCUGCUUGAUGUCAGUCUCUAAUCUAAUUUCCAGAAAAAAAAGCAAAUAUUCUGCAUCGCCCCUUUGAACUUGCUCAGGAUUUUGCAGUCUAUCUGCUCCUCCAACAAAGCGAGCUCGUUCCUUUCUGACAUCCCUUUUGCAACCUGUCAGAUAUUGACCAACAAGUGCACACACACACACCCGGGUGGCGUCUUGAUAGCUGCCGCCAGAUUUAUGGAUCGUCCUUCUCUUGGAAGAGGGAGUUGAAUCAUGCAGAUUGGAGUGAGAGGCUUAGACAGGGAAUAGGGUAUGGAGCCAGAGUUGCAGCAGAACCUCCAGCUGCCCUUGUGCAAGGCAACCCAGGUUGGAAGCAAUUUUUAAAAAAGCACUACUUCUAGCACGAGGGACACGGGUGGCGCUGUGGGUUAAACCACAGAGCCUAGGACUUGCUGAUCAGAAGGUCGGUGGUUCGAAUCCCCGCGACAGGGUGAGCUCCUGUUGCUCUGUCCCUGCUCCUGCCAACCUAGCAGUUUGAAAGCACGUCAAAGUGCAAGUAGAUAAAUAGGUACCACUCCAGCGGCAAGGUAAACGGCGUUUCCGUGCACUGCUCUGGUUCGCCAGAAGCAGCUUAGUCAUGCUGGCCACAUGACCCGGAAGCUGCACGCCGGCUCCCUCUGCCAAUAAAGCGAGAUGAGCGCCGCAACCCCAGAGUCGGCCACGACUGGAGCUAAUGGUCAGGGGUCCCUUUACCUUUACCUUACUUCUAGCACAGUUCAAGCAUUCCAUUUUUUAAAUCUACUUCAUCCUGGCAAACAUCCUGCAGGCUAAUAUGUUAUCCUCAUAUUGCAAACGGAAAGCUGAAUAUAAGAAGAGCAGGAUCAGGCCAGUGGCCCAUCUAGGCCAGCCUCCUGUUCUCAAAGUGACCAAGCAGAAGCCUGCAGGCAAGAUCCGAGCUCAAGAGCUCUCUCCCCUCCGGCAGUUUCCAACAACUGGUAUUCAGAAGCAUUUCUGCCUCUGACUGUGGAAGCAGGGCAGAGGCAUUGUGUCCCUAAAGAACCAGGUGUGCAGCCUGGAAGUCACUGUGGACUCGCAGCUGUCCAUGGAGGCGCAGGGCAAUUCUGUGUCCAGGGCAGCUGUUUAUCAGCUCCACCUGGAACGCAGGCUGAGACCCUAUCUGCCUGUGGACUGUCUCGCCAGAGUGGUGCAUGCUCUGGUUAUCUCCCGCUUGGACUACUGCAAUGCGCUCUACGUGGGGCUACCUUUGAAGGUGACCCGGAAACUACAACUAAUCCAGAAUGCGGCAGCUAGACUGGUGGCUGGGAGUGGCUGCCGAGACCACAUAACACCAGUCCUGAAAGACCUUCAUUGGCUCCCAGUAUAUUUCUGAGUGCAAUUCUGAGUGUUGGUGCUGACCUUGAAAGCCUAAACGGCCUCAGCCCUAUACAGUGGUACCUUGGGUUAAGAAUUUAAUUCGUUCUGGUGGUCCGUUCUUAACCUGAAACUGUUCUUAACCUGAGGUACCACUUUAGCUAAUGGAGCCUCCUGCUGCCGCCACACCACUGCUGUGCGAUUUCUGUUCUCAUCCUGAAGCAAAGUUCUUAACCCAAGGUACUAUUUCUGGGUUAGCGGAGUCUGUAACCUGAAGCGUCUGUAACCUGAAGUGUCUGUAACCCAAGGUACCACUGUAUACCUGAAGGAGCAUCUCCACUCCCAUUGUUCAGCCCGGACACUGAGGUCAAGCUCCAAGGGCCUUCUGGCGGUCCCCUCACUGUGAGAAGUGAGGUUACAGGGAGCCAGGCAGAGGGCCUUCUCGGUGGUGGCACCUGCCCUGUGGAACACCAUCCCGUCAGAUGUCAAGGAAAUAAAAACCUAUCUGACUUUCAGAAGACAUCUGAAGGAACCCUGUAUAGGGAAGCUUUUAAUGUUUGAUGUUUUCUUACAUUUCCAUAUCUGUUGGAAUGGCUGAGGCAACCCAGCCAGAUAGACAGCAUAUAAUUAAUAAAAUUAUUAUUAGUAGCAGUAUCUAAGCUGCGGGCCAUCACUGCCUCCUGGGGCAACGAGUUCCAUAGUUUAUGCGACUCAGAGAGAAGCUUGUGAAACACUACAUAGCGAGCUUGCGGUUGUGUAGGACUGGUUGUGGAUAUACAGUUUAUUGUAUUUUUCCGGGAGCCUUUUGGGGGGUUCUGCAUGCUAACCACGUUGCUAGCCCUCAUGAGGAACCUCUAGUUUCUCUCAGCAGUGAACUAAGAUACUACGGUCCAGUUGACCUGAGCGUGGGGAGGCUCCUGUGCCUUCCAGGCUUGUGAGAUCCCUCCCAAUUUAACCAUCUCUUUUUGCCACACGUGCAAGCUCAACCUCGUGGCCCACCCCUUCUCUGAGGACAGCUGGGGAGUCAACAGAAGCGCUCUCUCUUUUUUGUAGCCAGAGUGUGCAGCUGGCUUUGGAGCCAAGCAUGAAGAAGCGACUUGGCAGGCGAUUCAAAGGCGGGGCAGGUGCCAAGAGAACAAAUCUGUUCAAGUUGAAAGAGUGAAAAUGCCGGGCAGCCCCACCUGCCGCCUUCCGCGUUGCUGCCUCCGUCGCUCUGCCUGGAGGGAACAGGAGGCCGGCAAUUUUUUAUUUUCUUUUUGCUGAGCUGGCAAAACAACAACAACAACAGAGAAAGGAAUUAGAAUCAGCCUUUCUCAACCUGCGGGUCUCCAGAUGUUGUUGGACUACAACUCCCAUCACCCCUAGCUAGCAAGGCCAGAGCUCAGGGAUGAUGGGAGUUGUAGUCCAACAACAUCUGGGGACCCACAGGUUGAGAACCUCUGAAUUAGAUGAAAGCAAUCGCCCUUCCCCCCUUGCCUGUGUGAUUUUGGAGGAGGCAGGUUUUAGGGAUUGAGAAAAAGCUCAUGAAAAUUCAGUGCAAUGAGGCUGAAGGAAGCUUAUCUGUAGCCAUCUGGCUAAAUGAAGACCACCUGCUUUGCUGGCUGAUGCCAGAGGCUGGCAUGAUCAGGCAUCUGCUGAGAGGGUGCAGACUAGCAGGGCAGUGGCAUAGUGAGGUGUGUGUGGGGGGGCUACAUGGGUGCAAAAUUGUUAGAGGUGCAAAAUUUCAACAUCCGGUGCUGCCUCAACACAGCUGCAUGCUUCCGUCUUUGGGCUCUGUUGAAAACUGCUUCUCCAUGCGAACCAGGAAGCGACCUCUCCAGACAAUGGAACAACUCUUCUUUCCUUGUCUCUGCGGCUGUGAUCUCCUGGGGGUUGUAGGUACCGUUAGGCAGUUGCAUUCGCAUGUGUACUCCAUCCAUUUCCCAAUCCAUGCUAUGCCACUCUAACAAGGCCCCCACUACAGAAAGCCCCCUGGACCUGCUGCAGUGAGGAUGGUGCCUGUGAAGACUCAUAUGCCCAGAGCUCCUCCAGAACGCGGAGCCAUUGUUCUAGUUAAGCUGGUUUGACCCCCGAGCCAAGGGGAUAAAUAACCUUUAGAAGACAUCUAAUGGAAGGCCUGUAUAGGGAAGUCCCCCUCCCAAUGCUAUAUGUUUUAUUAUGUUUUUAUAUAUGUUGGAAGCCUCCCAGAGUGGCUGGGGCAACGUAGUCAACCUAGUCAGAUGGGCAGGGUACAAAUAAUAAAAUUAUUAUUAUUAUUAUUAUCAUCAUUAUUAUGGAAUAGGACGUGCCUAUUUUCACCAGAGAAAUGUUGGAGGGUAUGCACUUCCGUACUGGAAGGAGAGGUCUAUACACACACAAACGCCCCAAUAGUACAAUGGGCAGAAGACAUGACUCAGCCGGCAGCUUACGAGAAGGUGGUCUUUGCAACCAGCAACAUGUUCUGGGUAACCACCGUUAUCUUCUUCAACGGGGUUUGUUCCAUCACACCCUUACAACAUCUGUGCUACUGACUCCAAACUUUGGGAUUGCUGAAAUAUAUACAGCAACAAAAAUCAAUCCAUUUGACUCAAUUCCAUGUGACUCAAACUGGGUCUACUACACCCAAAAUGUUUAAGCAAUGUGGGCUAAAGUCUCUUCUGGGGCCCCUCUGGUUGGCUUCCAACAUAUAUCAAAACACAUUCAACAUUGAAAACCUUCCCCAUACAGGGAUGUCUUCUGAAGGUUAUAUAGUUAUCUCCUUGGCUCAGGGGUAGCAUAGAUCCAUACCCCCCAAUAUUUAUUUGAUGAAAAUAAGGACGUCCUAAGGAAAAAGGGGACAUUCCUGGAUCAAGUCAGAAACCAGAAUGGCUUCUGUAAAUCUGGGACUGUCCCUGGGAAAUAGGGACACUUGGCGGAUCUGAUGUAAGAUGUUUCGUUACCAUGAAUGCCUUUAGCAGCCAGUUAUAUUGCCCCUCUUUCAAGACCCAAAGAACUCGUCCUCUGUGGUGCAAUGGGCAGUGCAUCUGGCUUUUAACCAGAAGGUUGGUGGUUUGAACCCACCCAGGGAUGGCUGUGGGCAGGUUCCCUCAUUGCAGGGCAUUGGACUCAAUGACUCUCGGAGUCUAUUCCAACUCUAUGGUUCUGUGAGUUCAACAGAACAUGAACACCAAAAGACUGCAGCUUUGAGACACGACCAAAUCAUCCAGAACUUCUGGUCCUAACCACAGCGGCUAACAGCUUUUAACACAGCUUCUCUGCCUCCUCUGUGAAUACGUCCAGUCCUCUUUCACAGCUGUUGAAGACACCACACCUUGUGGCUGUGAGUUCCGCAAGUUAAUUUGCUGCUGGGUGAAGAAGACUUUUUCUCACACCUGCCAUGAAUCAACCGUUCCUCCGUUUCGUAGGGUGGCCCCUACUUCUAGGGAUAUCGGCUGAAGGGGGAUUGCAAAGGGGCCUGUCACCAGACCCGAUGGUUCUGGCCCACAGCAACUGUUGGCAGUCAGUAUCGCCCGUACCCUUCUGCGUUUGGAAUCCAAAGCUCUGAAACUCCCCCUGGGUUGGGAGACAGAAAGGAAUCUCAUUUGGUGAGCCGGGUGGUUUCUCAAUGGUUUUCUUUGUGCCUACCUGCCGCUGGGCGUGCCUCUCCUCCCUGCCAAGCCAGAUAAUGAGACUGUGAUGUCGAAAAUCUCGCCUGGAAUUUCUUGCUGCCUCAAAACUGCCCCUUAAGUCUUGUUGACAAGCAGGCCUGUGUAAGAGUAUCAGCCACUGAGUACUUGGUCUCAGUCAUAUCUCCCCACCCUGGACUCCAACUCCCAUCGGACCCAGCCAGCCUCCGCUCACCAAGCUUUCCUCCAAAACAAGUUUCUAGUUCUCAUUGUUCAGGCGGAAACAUGUUUUUCCCUUCCCAAAUGUGUUGUUGAGAUGCUCCAGCUACAGAUUUAUUUAUUUUAAAAAUAACUUUAUUUAUUAUUGCAUUUAUACCCCAUCGUUCCUAAGAGGAGCUGAAGACAGUCUGCUCUUCUCCUUCUCCCCAUUUUAUCAUCGCAACAACUCUGUAAGGUAGGCCAGGUGGGGAGGAGAGAGUGUUGCUCUUCCGCCCGGGUCCUUUCUUUUUUCUUUUUAUAUACAUUUUUAUUGAUUUUUUAACAUAUCAGUUCCAACAGUCAUACAACAUAUCUUCUCGCCUUAUACAAUGUUUUAGACUUCCGUCAACACCUCUGAUGAUUUUCCGUUCUUUAUCACUUAUUCUGCAUUUCCUAAUUUCUAUAUUACAUUUAAUUGUCCUUAACUAAUAAUUCUUUUCAUAGUCUUCCUUGUAAUAUUUCAAACAAUCCACCUUACAAAACUUCUUCCAGUCCUACUAGCGUAAUCUGUUCAUCACAAUUACUUUUCAAAUAGUUCAUAUAUUUACUCCAGUCUUCUAAGAAUCUCUGGUCUUGCAGGUUUCGAAUCCUUCCUGUCAAUUUAUCUAAUUCUGCAUAAUCCAUCAACUUCAUCCUCCAUUCUUCUUUCGUCGCCCGGGUCCUUUCUUGAGGGUUUCGCACAAACAUCCAGUUGGUCAAAUGUUGGACCAGAUGGGAAAUUGGCCUGAUUUAGCAGGCGUUUCUUAUGUGUCGGAAUGUGGUGAGUCCCCUAUCAGGUCACAUAACAGGCUGGAAGUUGACACAUGCAACUCCCCCACCCCACCCCAGUGAUGGGAAUCUGUUGAAUUUCUAGCCAUCUUCUGGCUUUAAGACCUGGUCUCUGCUUGUGCUACAAACGCAGGGCUAAGACUGCUGAUCCCCCCUCAGGAAGGAGCCCUGCAGAAUCUGACCAAAAAUUACAGUCGAGUUUUGUGUUUUCCACAGUGGAGCAACCAGAUGUCCCCAUUGGGAAGCUCUAGGCUGCGAGCAACACCUUGAAAGGGAGAAUUCAAUAUGGCGGACCUUUCCACCUUAAUGCCUGGAAAGGAUUCGCCUGUGGAUUUCUACCUGAUGUCCAGCUGUUAAAAGGCACAAGAGCCUCGGUCUGCAAAAUAAGUGGCAACCUAGGCCUAUUGCUUCCCGUGCUCAUAACCCAAUAUUGAAGGACAGCCAGAAAUCUAUCAGAUGAAGCAGCUUCCUUCGGCUGAUGGUACCGAAAUAACUAUUAAAAAUAAUAAUUCAGGUGUUAGUUUAAAGCAUGGGUAGGCAAACUAAGGCCCGGGGGCUGGAUCUGGCCCAAUCGCCUUCUAAAUCCGGCCUGCAGACAGUGUGUUUUUACAUGAGCAGAAUGUGUCCUUUUAUUUAAAAUGCAUCUCUGGGUUAUUUGUGGGGCCUGCCUGGUGUUAUUACAUGGGUAGAAUGUGUGCUUUUAUUUAAAAUGCAUCUCUGUUUGUGGGGUAUAGGAAUUUGCUCAUUUUCCCCCUUCAAAAUAUAGUCCGGCCCCCCACAAGGUCUGAGGGACAGUGGACUGGCUCCCUGCUGAAAAAGUUUGCUGACCUCUGGUUUAAAGCAUGGCAAAGCUCUGAAGCGGCUUUUGCCUGUCCUAGCUGAGCAUUCUCCCCCCCAAAAAACCUGAUGUUGUCUCUCUUUACCCCUGCAGACAGACCUGUAUUCAGGAGCCCUGUUUGUUCAAGUGUGCCUAGGCUGGAAUCUCUACCUUUCCACCGUCCUGAUGCUGGUCGUCACUGCCAUUUACACCAUUGCAGGUAAGAUGCAUGGUGGAUCAUAACCCUCCAACAUUUCUCCCAUGAAAAUAGGGACGUCCCAUUCCUUCAUGAUAAUUCUAUUAUUUAUACGCUGCCCAUCUGACUGGGUUGCCCCAGCCACUCUGGGUGGCUUCCAACAUAUAGGUAAAGGUAAAGGGACCCCUGACCAUUAGGUCCAGUCGCGGACGACUCUGGGGUUGCGGCGCUCAUCUUGCUUUAUUGGCCGAGGGAGCUUCCGGGUCAUGUGGCCAGCAUGACAAAGCCACUUCUGGUGAACCAGAGCAGCGCAUGGAAACACUGUUUACCUUCCUGCCGGAGCGGUACCUAUUUAUCUACUUGCACUUUGAUGUGAUUUCGAACUGCUAGGUUGGCAGGAGCUGGGACCAAGCAACGGGAGCUCACCCCGUCGCGGGGAUUCGAACCGCCGACCUUCUGAUCGGCAAGCCCAAGAGGCUCUGAGGUUUAACCCACAGCGCCAUCCGUGUCCCUUCCAACGUAUAGAAAAACAUAAUAAAACAUUAAACAUUAAAAAACUUCCCUAUAGAGGAUUGCCUCCAGACAGCUCGGGGGUUGGAUAACCCCAUACCCUCCAAGAUUUCUCCCAUGAAAACAGGGACAUCCUGGGGAAAAGAGGGACAUCCUGGGGAAAAGAGGGACAUCCUGGGGAAAAGAGGGACAUCCUGGGGAAAACAGGGACAUCCUGGGGAAAAGAGGGGCAUUCUGGGAUCAAAUCAGAAACCGGGACGGCUUCUCUAAAUCAGGGACGUCCCUGGAAAAUAGGGACGCCUGGAGGGUCUGGUGGAAGAUGCUUCACACAUGAAACAUGGUCCCAGGUACCAAGAAAGCUGCGGGCAAAAACUCUGGUUUGGCAAGAACCAUCCCUCGUUCCCUUCAGACAACUUUUUAAACCCUUUCUGGUUCUGCAGGCCCUUGUAACAUGGAUCUUCUUUUCUUAAUCUAAUCGGUAUUUGCUGAUGUUUUAUUGAUGUUUUUAUGGAUAUCUUGGUUGGUUUUUAUAUGUCAUAUUCCACUUUGCUCUUUUUUUUUUAACGGAUGUGCGGAUUAGAAAUCUGAAAAGAAAUAAGCAAAUGAACACCUGGAAGGUCGUAGGUCUCUCCUCCCUGUCAUGUGCUCUCCAGUUCCCCCCUAUUUCCAAGGCACCAUCUCUUUUCUGGUCUCCCCCUUUGUCUUUUGGGGAGAGCCUUGUGCAAAUGGCGUCAAAAUGAUUUGCAUGCCGUUUUUUCCUAAUAAUUCACAUAUUGUGGAUUUAUCUGAAUAUUUAUCUGAAUAUAUCUGAAUUUAUUGUUAUUCACAUUUUAUACUGUAUUUUAUGCUGUUUUUUGUUGCAUCAAUUAAGUGUUUUAAAUUUGCUGUUAGCCACUCUGAGCCUAGGUUUCUGAACCGGGAAGGGCGGGGUAUAAAUAAAAUCAUUAUUAUUAUUAUUAUUAUUAUUAUUAUAUUUUGCACACAAUCUCCCCUGACAGAAUUCAUUUUUUUCAUGUUACACUCAUGUAAAUAUUUCCUUAAUAUAUGCAUUUUGCAGACACCUAUUUUUCGGUGCAGUGCAAAUUUGGGAUGGGUGUGUGUGCCAGGAUGCAUGUUGCUUUGGGAACUGCAAAUUAGGUAAAUUUGCACUAAUGUGAACUGACCCCAAAUUUUGCCCCCGCAAGUUCUGAAGGGCUCCCUCUGUUAGAAACAUGGGGAGGAACUGGAAGCACCCCAAAUUGUGCUGAUCGAAACUCAGCUCAGGAAUUCAGAUCUGUUCUCCCCGCUCUACUGUCCGCAGGUGGGCUGGCGGCUGUCAUCUAUACAGAUGCUCUGCAGACUGUCAUCAUGGUCAUUGGAGCCACAAUUCUGACAGUAACAGGUAAGGCCUGCCUGUGGGGGUCUGACUCUGCUCCCCCCCCCGCCCACGAAAAGGUCAUAGGAUCUCUUCUGACUUGCACCAGAGUGGUGCACCAAAAUACAGGACAUUCCGGGAUGCAAUCAGAAGCCGGGAUGGCUUCCGUAGUUCCGGGAUGCUCCGCUCAAAUCAGGAUGGUUGAGGGGUUAUGCAUCUCCCACUUCCUCUGUUGCCUGUUUUCUAAAUUGUAAUCUCCUUGGGGCAAGGACUUGUCUUCUGACUCUUUAUAUAUAUACGGCACAGCACUAAAUAGACAAAGAAAUAGACAGAAUGAACACAACUGCAACUUUCCACCAUUUCUGGAACAUUAUAGUUUUUAUUUUAUCUUUUUACAUUUGUAAACAAUUUCUUUGGAGGCUGUACAAUGAGGCAAACUCCUGUAGCAACUGCAUGAACCAGUCGUGCUGGAGUGCGUAUCUAGUUAGAUUUUUAAAAGAAGUCUUGAGAACAGCAGCACAUCUUUAACCUUGGAGGAAGUUUGGCUAUUUCCUGUUCCUUAUAGGUGCAAAGGAAAUUGCAUUUACACAUAUACGCCCCUAAUGUCCUGAUUCCGCAAGGGCAGUUCUUUAGCUUCUCUAUUUCCCCUAUGGAGUCAGAGUGGUUUAGUGUGUUACUGGGGUAGGAGAUCUGAAAAUAACGCCAAGAUGUUUCACACCUGGCAACCAAUGCGCCCCCUUUGGUUUCAUGGUGGCUCAUUUACCAGAAGUAAUAUAUUUAGCAUGAACUCUGAAUGUGUAUACUCGAGUGUAUACCUCUGGCUUAGUUUGUUCAGAAUCGUGUAUACAUUUCCAGAGUUCAUGCUAAAUGCACAAUACAACCACAAAUAAUGCAGUUGUAAGUUCACUACCGCGAUACGUCACUGCCCAAGUUAAAAAUGAGGAGAAAGAAAGAAAGAAAGAAAGAAAGAGAAAGAAAGAAAGAAAGAAAGAAAAGAGAAGGGCUAAAGUCAUUUGCCCCUGUGGAGACAGAGUUCCUCUUCUAUCUUUCUGGGGGUGGGGGGUGGGGAGAAAGAAUCGAAGGGGAAAUGGAUGACAUUGUCCUGUGGGUGCCCUGUAUAUAGAAAGAAAGGAAACAGGGAGUUUUCACGCUAAACCCCUAAUGAGGAAGAACCGAUGGCGAAUGGGCUGUCGUGCAUGGCUUUCUCUCUCUCCAACCCCCCCCCCCCAAGAAAGAAAACCUCAUGAUGUUUAGUAUAUACUAUCUGAAUUCAAAUCCAUGCCACACAAGUAAAGCACACAGCUCCCCCCCCGCCAAGAAUAAUGGGAACUGUAGUUUGCUUGCAGUUUGUGUAAAAAGGUAAAGGGACGCCUGACCAUUAGGUCCAGUCGUGGUCGACUCUGGGGUUGCGGUGCUCAUCUCGCUUUAUUGGCCGAGGGAGCCGGCGUACAGCUUCCGGGUCAUGUGGCCAGGGUGACUAAGCCGCUUCUGGAGAACCAGAGCAGCGCACGGAAACGCCAUUUACCUUCCCGCAGGAGCAGUACCUAUUUAUCUACUUGCACUUUGACGUGCUUUCAAACUGCUAGGUUGGAAGGAGCAGGGACCGAGCAACGGGAGCUCACCCCGUCGCGGGGAUUCGAACCGCCGACCUUCUGUUCGGCAAGUCCUAGGCUCUGUGGUUUAACCCACAGCGCCACCCGUGUCCCUUGCAGUUUGUGUAGGCUGCUGGAAAUUGUACCUCAGUGAGGGAUAGACUACAGUUCCUGGAAUUUUUGCGGGGCAGAAAUCCACGACUGCCAAAGGGGUCUAAACGUGCUUGAAACGUGUGGUAUGUGGAUGUGAUCCGAGUGGGUUUGAGCAGAAUAAAUUAAGAAGGUUCUGAGUAAACCAGCGUGCACCGUUGCUUUUGUUUGUAAUGAUCGUUUUAGUGAAAAGCUUGUGCAGAGAAACUUCUUGUGUCCCAGGUCAGUUAAUGGGUGUGGGCGCCAUUUUGGCUUUCUGACCCCAGUCACCCCGACGCCUUGAACCGGCCCCCGCAGCCCAUUAAAUCAGCCGAUACUCUGGAGCUUACAUCUAAAGCCACCAUUGAAGGGGGACGGAUCAUGUGGUAAUCCUGCCCACGCCCUGGUUGGGUGGCUCGCUGCGUGGUUGCCAUGACAAGGCUUUGAAAAGAACCCGGCCACUAAUUCCUGUUGACGCUCAAAACAAAGGCUGCAAAUCCUGCCCCUUUUGCAAACUGCUUCAAAUCAUUAACUUUCCCAAGAGAGCGGUCUUAAUCUGCGGUAUUUGUGGGCGCUUGUUUUGGUUCAGGACACGGUGUCUUUGCAAAAGCGGGCUUUCGUCUGGGGAAGCUGUUGGCUCACCCUGGAAGGGUUGCAAACCCCGGGGUGACUCAAUCCUCAUCACCAUUAUUGCAACUUUUGGGGGAGAAAUCUGAUUCAGCCUUUGCUAACCUCCCUUGAUGAUCAGGCAACAUCCGAAGCAGAAUGCUGACUCAGGCAAUUGAUUCCCUUUGCCCAGGACUGCAUAGCCCGACUUGCAGUUGCUCUCCACCGUCUCAGGGACGAGUGGGUCUCUUUCCCAUCACCUGCUACCUGUGAUCCCUUUAACUGUAAAGGUGUGAAUCUCAAAACUUGUACAUAUGAAGAAUACGUUUACCCGCUUGUCUUGUGCCAAGGCCCAAGAGGCUGUAGGAGAAGGUGAGAUCCUGGAUGGUUACAGGACAAGGUGGGACAAAAUUCAGGCAGGACACAAGGCAGGUUCUGCCUCUGAAUUUGGCCCAGCAAGGAACAAGUUGCAACCCAGCCCAUAAUGGAACCAGGUGUAGCCUGAGUCUUCUCACCAACUUUAAUUCAACACCCUGCUUGACUUAAAGGGACACAGCCUUUCCCAACCAUCUCCUACUGCAGGCACCCCCAAACUCGGCCCUCCAGAAGUUUUGGGACUACAACUCACAUCAUCCCUAGCUAACAGGACCAGUGGUCAGGGAUGAUGGGAAUUGUAGUCCCAAAACAUCUGGAGGGUCGGGUUUGGGGGUGCCUGUCCUACUGUGACGGAGCAGGGAAGGUUCAGGUCUUCCAGGUCUUCUCCUACAGCAGAGUCCUCUGAGUCAGAACACAUCCCACAGGUUAAGUGGGUAGCAGCACUUCUGGGGCUGGCCCUAUAUAGAAUCAUACGCCCGUCCUCUUUAGGUUCAGAGUCCUCAGCUCCAUCAUCUGAUUGAAGAGGAAUCCGACUCCUAGUCUCUGACCCUAAGUGGCUGUACCUCUCUGGCCAAAAUAAACCCAGAAACUCCUGCUUAAAUGGUUUAGGAAUUGCCUUGCAUUGCUGUGUGGGCUGCCUGUGCCCAGUGGGCCUCAGAGACCCCCCCAGUGCAGCAUUUAAAGUCCUAAACAGCCUCAGCCCAGUAUACCUGAAGGAGCGUCUCCACCCCUAUCGUUCAGCCCAGACACUGAGGUCCAGCUCCGAGGGUCUUCUGGCUGUUCCCUCCCUGUGAGAAGUGAGGUUACAGGGAACCAGGCACAGGGCCUUCUCGGUGGUGGCGCCUGCCCUGUGGAAUGCCCUUCCUGUCAGAUGUCAAGGAAAUAAACAACUCUCUGACUUUUAGAAGACAUCUGAAGGCAGCCCUGUCUAGGGAAGUUUUUAAUGUUUGAUGUUUUUAUUGUGUUUUUAAUAUUCUGUUGGGAGCUGCCCAGAGUGGCUGGGGAAACCCAGCCAGAUGGGCGGGGCAUAAAUAAUAAAUUGUUAUUAUUAUUGCUCCCCGACCGCUGGGUGGGCUGACACAGUUGCGAUGGGGAGGAUGGCAUGGGAGGAGACGGCCACCUCUGAUGAAGAUGAGGGCCAGUGUGCAGAGGGGGUGUGUGUGUGAAUGGCCCCACCCACCACUGACUCUAGCCACACCCACAGGCUUGCAGCGAGAGGCGCCAACUUGAGUAGAAGAUUGGAGGGCCGGUGAUGCAUGCAUGACGUGUGGGAUGCCAGGACGUGCCAGGGGUGGAGCCGAACAGGACGGCAGCGCGGCUUCAGUGGCUGAAGGCUCUACUCUGGCACUCAGUCUCCUCCUGCUGCUGCUGCCACAGCUGGGGGCUGCUCCCCCCCCCCUUCCCUUCCAUGGCAGCAGGAGAAGCCAAUAGCCACUGAAACCACGCUGUGCCUGGCUUCGAGAUCGGCCUCCUCCACAACUGAUUGUUCUCACCAUUGGGGGUCUAGCUGGCCCUCCAUAUUUUGGGGGGGGGCCCCCGAAGUGAUCUGGGCCCCUUAGAGUUGGUACCUACGCACACACACACACAGCUGUACUAUGCAUGGCCCUUGGGGGCUAAAAGCUUCCCUCUCCAUGCCUGAUACCAAAUCCAUCCAGGCUAGAGUGUUGCCUACACUGGCUAAUCCCCAGGGCUUCAGGCCAAGGAUUUUCCCAUCAAUUACUUCUAGCUCCGGCCAGUCUAACCGGCAAUGGCAGGGACCAAGCCUGCAAGCCUCUGCCUGCAACGCAGCCCCUGCUCCACCGAAGGGAGCUAGAGAUUUCAGGAAACGCAGCAAACCCAUCGUGCUUGCGAGUUCCCCUACCAAAUCCCCAAGGCGGGUUUUUUCCUUGCAUUGCUAAAAGUCGCGGUGGGAAGCGAAGGAAGAGGUGAGCCUUUGUUCCCGUUUUGGUAUAUCUAUUUCAAAUCAUUGCUUCUCCCCACCCCCUCUAUCCCCUGCAAAGCUUUCGGCGAGAUCGGCGGCUACCAGAACCUGGAAGAAGCUUACUUAAAGGCCAUGCCGUCUAAGAUCAUCCCCAACACAACCUGCCACGUGCCCAGGCUCGAUGCGAUGCACCUCUUCCGGGAUCCCGUCUCCGGAGACUUGCCCUGGACCGGAAUGACCUUUGGGCUCUCGGUCGUGGCCACAUGGUACUGGUGCACAGACCAGGUAAACCCCCCUCUCCCCGCCGGGCGAGCGCACUGUUGCAAAGCAACCCCACUUUUGUGGGGGGUCCCUCCCCGGACCCCGGCAGGGCUCUUUCUCAGCGUCCCAGGGCGACCAUCUCCUGUCCUAUUGCUCUUUGUGGUUGCUGGCUCCUGGCUGCCUCCGCUUGGCAUCGGACCACGGAGACACCUUGUUCUUUAGGUGCUUGGAUUCCGACAGUUUGGACAGCGGGAUGCCAAAGGGUGUCCUUAUUUCUUCCGCCGCCCUCUGGGCUUCUGUGGUGGAGAUUGCUCGUGAGGGGCUGCUCCUUCCUUGGGAGAAGCGGCCGGCUUGUGUGUUCUUGGAGGUGCCGAAACCUUUGCUCUGCCAGUACGGCUGGCCGGCUGGGCCUGGGGGUUGCUUUUUGGCCUGGCGUCCGUCUUGCUGCGGGGAACCACUUUUGCCUCUUCCCACAGACAUUUGCACCCUGGACCCGUAGCAGAGCAGUUGUGGUCCCUGUUUGUGAAGCACGAAAAGGGGAAGAAAGUUGUUAGCAACUGGUAUCUGGUAUUAUUUACAUCAGGGGGAGGGGAACCUCAGGUUCAGGGGCUAAAUGUCCCCCUCCAGGCCACUCUCUCUGGUCCCCAGGACUCCACCCUAAGCCCCACAUUACUGACCCUGUGGUGUACUCUUCCAGAGUGUUUUUGUGUGGCUGGACUGCAUCCCUGGACUCUGUCUCUUGUUUGCCCGGAUAGAGGAUACAGAGGGGUGUGCAAGUGUGUGUAGGAACCCAAAACCUCUCCAGAUGUUUUAGUCCACAACUUGCAGCAGCCACGGCCAAUGAUGUUGUCAGUCAUGUCAUGGCAGUGAUGUCACGACAGCUUCAAAAACAGGACAAGUUCCUGCCGCAAUGAACUUACAGUCCAUAAUGCAAACAAGGGGAGGCGACAGGCAAAACAAAGAGAGAAUGUAUUUAAAUGUAUUUCUGUAAACUACUCUGUGAUCCUCAGGUGAAGGGCAGUAUAUGAAACAAACAAGCAAACAUUUCAAUGUUAGGAAUGAGGGAGAAAUUUGAUUCUGUUUCUGAAACUAUGGGCUUAUCCAAACUUCCUUGUGACCCGCAGCUAUUUUCUCCAGCUCUUUGGUGCACAAUUUGAGCAAGUGGCAAUUCAGGUUAUCUCCAGAUUGACGUUUGCUCCAAUUUAGCAUUAAAGGGGCAAUUCAGCAGGGCAAGGGGAAAACUCAUCGGACCCCUGCUUCCUAGAAAUGGGACAAGUGGAAGUGUUGGAUGAGCCCUACAUGAUAACUGAAAUACACCAAGCCUUCAGCCAACCGACGUUUCCAAAAAUGCAUGGGUUAGUUAAAAAUGUGCAGGAGUAUAUUAGUGAAAAGUACAUGCAAAAAAGCCCCGUGUUAGGAGAAUUUGCUUGCAAAAAGGUAUACAUUAGUCGAAAACUGCACACAAAAGUGGGUUUAUUGGGAGAAGUCUGCACGAAAAAGCCGAAGACUUUUCGCAAGGAUUUGAAAAAGAAAACCUGCAAAUUGUGGCAGAAAUGCAGAGAACUGAAUUUAAGAUGGGAAGAAUGAGAAACGGAGAGAAAUCAAAAUGGUCGGAUCCUUCCAUCCCGACUUCAGUUCCGUCUGCUUAGAUACACUACAGAAUGGGGACCAAAGGUCGAAUGCCAAACGCUUCCCAAAGCGGUUUAACCAUCACCAGUCUCUCUUCACAAGGAACUCUGGCAAUUGUAGUUUGGGGAGGGGUCUUCCUAACGACUCUCAGCCCCCUUAACAAACCACAGCUGCCAGGAUUCUUUGGGGGAAGCCUAAAGUGAUCCCACCGUGCUGCAAAUGGCUCGUCUUAUACAUGGGGGGGCGUCUUAUACACAGAAAAAUACGGUACGUCACAUCUUUCAGGACAUAAAUCCUAGCAAGACAGCUUGUAAGUCACAACGACAUGUUUUCAAAGCACUGUAGAAACUCUUAACAUAUUACAAGCACACCAGGAGCCUCUCUUCUGAGUAGCUGGCAGUCCUCUAUUCUCCUUGCCUCUUUCCCCUACUUCAUGGGGGUGAAUAAUCAUAUCCUACCUUAUAUCUUGUAAGGAUGGCUCAAAUAAAGCAGGUGAAAUAUGCCGAAUAUGCUACAAGCCCUGUGUAGUAAUAAUAUCGAUAACCACCAUAAUCCAUCACUGUAGUUAUUUUAUAGCCAGGACUAUGGGUGAUAACAUGUUUAGCAGCAUGAUAUCUUUUUCUUAUUGCUGGUGGUUCAGAAAUUUUUGCAUAUAAAUAAAAGGAAAUGAAAAUAGUUAACCCUGGGUGGCCAUCUGUCAUGGACGCUUUAACUGAGAUUCCUGCAUUGCUGGGGGUUGGACUAAUGACCCCCAGGGUUCCUUCCAACGAUACAAUUCUAUGAUUCUGUAACCAGGUACUGCCGCACUUUAUCCUGGAUCAAGGAGUCUUGCUGGCUGCCAAAACCUUUGAGCCAGAGAGACUUUUCAACAUGUUGAAACAACCAGGCAAAAUUGCAAAUAUUUAGACAGCGACACAGACUUAUUAGGGUGCCACACCUGAUCAGCAAACAGGAUCCAUGACAGAUGACCUGGAGAGGCUGGGAUAUUGCUAAGAAGCUUUCUUAUAUUGGGCCUUGUUGACACAGCACAGCAAAGCCUAAUUAAUGGGUUUCUGCGAAUGCAGCGAUCUGGGCCAUUCUUGCUCUUCCUCACCACGAUUCUUGGCUUAGCCCACAGGUGGGGAACCUCAGGCUAUUGCACCAAAGGCAGCUUUCUAGAUUUCUGUAUAUUGCCCUCUGUUUGGGGACCCUCCCUUGGCCAAACCCUCCUUGAGCGUUUUUCGCCUGGCUGAUGUGGGAUGUGAAACACAUAGCAGUCAAGAUUCAGGUGGGUAGCCGUGUUGGUCUGACGCGGUCGAAAUAAAUAAAAAAAUAAACAAAUUGUCCAGCAGCACCUUGGAGACCAACUAUGUUUGUUCUGGGUAUAAGCUUUUGUGUGCAUGCACACUUCUCCAGAUACAUAGCAGUCAAGUACAACAUUCCUAGAAUGGACAUGCUAGGAGAUGCUUUGUACCAGCUAGGAGAAAACUUCCUGUUUCCUCUUGAGCUGGGACAGACUUCCUCUACAUGUAACUACUGUGUGUGUGGCCUAAUCUGGGGAAGAGGAGCACACCAUCUUCUUUUGCUCCUCUCCUCCAUUUUGUUUUUCUUUAUGUGUGAGGAGAAGUCACUUGGGUACUAACUCCCUUAUGGGAUAGUUCCACAUGUAUAUAUACUUUUGUAACCUAAGUCUGCCUUCAGGGAUCUAACUGUGAACUGAAUGAAUGUGAGUAAACUGCUUUUAUAUUCACUUUAAUAAGAUUGUCGUGUUUAUUCUUUUCAAGAGGGACAAGAAGGGAUCUUACCAGGAAUCCUAUAUUUAGAGCCUAAAGCUAACCUGCAACAAGCAAACCGCUGUGCGUUUAAAGGGGAAUGUUUAAACUCUGCUAAGAUAUAGAAUUUGCUAACGCAGGUUAGGAAGCAUAUCAUUAAACAAUAUACCCUCUCCUGCCUCCCUGAACAUUCCCACAGUUGGAACAUAUCCAUGAAGUGUAAUAACGCCGUCUGCUUGCCUGAAUGGAGCAUGGAGAGAUGCAACAUGUGAGAAUGUAGAAAGCUUUGACUUUUGCACAACUGGAAAGCAACCUACUUUGCAAAGCCAAGAGUUGCAUAUGUUGCUCCACCCACUUUUGCAACAGGCCCCUGGAAAUUACCCCAUGAGGGAUUGUGGCCCAAUAUAAGGCUCCUCAGCCCUGGCUUAGCAUUAUGUCUGAACUGAAUACUAUCGUUUGUUUCUCUCCAACAAACCAUAGUCUGUAAAGCCAAUCAAACCUUGGCAACAGAGUGCGGCUUCUCUGAAGUGAGACAAAUGUACUUUCUCCAAAUAUGCACAUUUUUUUGUAUGCAGUUUUUCCGUUUACAUUUUUAAAAGUAAUUUCCCCUAUGAUGCAUUUUAGCAUGCUAAUUUCACCAACAUUUGCAUUUCAGUGUGCACUUUCAUGUAUGUAUGUAUGUAUGUAUGUAUGUAUUUGUGUACAUUUCUAGUUGGAGUGCUGCAUAAAAAGGUAAAGGUACCCCUGACCGUGAGGUCUAGUCGCAGACGACUCUGGGGUUGUGUGCUCAUCUCACUCUAUAGGCCGAGGGAGCCGGCAUUUGUCCACAGAUAAUUUUUCCGUGUCAUGUAGCCAGCAUGACUAAGCCGCUUCUGGCAAACCAGAGCAGCGCACGGAAAUGCUGUUUACCUUCCCACCGGAGCGGUACCUAUUUAUCUACUUGCACUUGACGUGCUUUUGAACUGAUAGGUUGGCAGGAGCAGGGACUGAGCAACGGGAGCUCACUCCGUCUGUCGCGGGGAUUCGAACCGCCGACCUUCCGAUCGGCAAGCCCUAGGCUCUGUGGUUUAGACCACAGCACCACCCGUGUCCCUGACAAAGGACAGCUGGACAUAUAAAGGGCCCCAUUACCUUCAGUAGCUUAGGGCCUCAUCAAACCUAAAUCCGGCCCUCUUGGAGCCCAUCGUCAAUUUCACACUACGGGACUCAAGCAUUCCACAGGUGAUUUCCCAUGGUCAUUUCCAGCCAUGUUUUGAAACAAGAGUUGAGACCUCGGAAGAAACUGGAAGUUGCAUGGGAGACCUUGUGAGGCCUCUCAUGUGACCUCAGAAGUCGUAUGGGAGGCCUCCCAGGCGCCGCUGCGACGCACGCGAUGUUACAUGACAUCACGUUACAUUGUGGGUGCCGUUGGGCACCCGUAAUCUGGGGCCAAUGUUGGUGCCCCUGACCCUCAUCAUUCAGCCCAGACACUGAAAUUUAGCUCCGAGGGCCUUCUGGGGGCUUCUUCACUGUGAGAAAUGAAACAAUAGGGAACCAGGCAGAGGGCCUUCUCGGUAGUGGCGCCCGCCCUGUGGAACGCCCUCCUAUCAGAUGUCAAGAAGAUAAGUAACUAUACAAUCUUUAGGAGACAUCUGAAGGCAGCCCAGUAUCAGGAAGCUUUUAAUGUUUGAUGUUUUGUUGUGUUCUUUUAUCCCGCGGACGCUCGGGUUGCGAACGUGAUCUGUGCAGGAUGCACAUUUGCAACUCUCAGGGGUGCGUCUGCACACACGCGGGUUGUGAUUCGGUGUUUCUGCGCAUGCGCGACCCCGAAACCCGGAAGUAACCCGUUCCGGUAAUUCUGGAUUUUGGCAGGUCCGUAACCCGAAAAAACGCAACCUGAAGCAUCUGUAACCCGAGGUAUGACUGUAUUCUGUUGGAAGCUGCUCAGAUUGGCUGGGGCAACCCAGUCAGAUGGGCAGGGUACAAGAAAUAAAAUAUUAUUAUCAUCAUUUCCAAGAACCGCAAUGUCGUUUCCCCCCUUUUUGAGACAGUCAGAAUGGUGCACCUUUCUUCCAAAUUCGGCAGCAACAUAGAUUAGCAAAAGUGCAUUAUGAAAUUAGUGGGCGCCCCUUAUUUCUUUAACACUGGGACUUAUCAACGGCUGCAAAGAUUCCCAUUUCUCUCUCUCUCUCUCUCUCAGCCAACAUGGCAUGCAGCAAAUACAAAUAUCGGAGAAUUCUACUGAAAACAGGAGUAGAGUUUUCUAUGUUCAGAAUGGAAAUUGAUCCAAUGAACACAAUGGUUAUUUCCUGCUGUUGCUUUCAGUCCACCAAUGAAAUAUCAUUGAUUAUGUUCCCCUCCCACGGUCCUUGCAUUGCAUCUCCUUUGCAUUGAAAUGAAUGGGGUGGAAUAUCGUAAUGACAAGGUAACUUAUGUCAUUGCAUAAAUUACGUAAGCCGCAUAAUUUCACCACAGCAGGCAGCGAGGUGAAUAACAUAGUUUUUUGGCAAAAGGCAAACUGCAGCAGUACGGAAACAACCCUGCAUGAGACAAAUACAGGGAGGAAUGAAAAGCGAUGCCUUCUUACAUCCUCAGCUGUGAAUCAUCUGAGAUAUGCUUCAUUGCCAGGAAAAAGGCGAAGGCAGGGCUGGCUGUUGCCUGAUCUUGCACCAAGCCAAGGUGAAUCAUGCACUUCCGUUGAGUCACAGGAGUGCCAUCAAAAGUCAUUCUGCAUUUCCCCCGCUUAUCGGAUGCAAGCAAAGGAAAGCGGAAGACUUAGUUUUCCUCUUCUGUGCAAUGGGAACAAUAGCACAACAGCCCUGUGAAUAAGGCCUGGGCGGGUUGACUUUAAUAGAUAAUGAAUAGUUACGUUCUGCUUUGAAGAUGAUGAGCCUGCUGGAGCAUCCCUAUUUUUUUUCUUCAGCUUGCAAAAGCUGAAUUUUCACCUACGUUUGAACAUUGCCUCCCUGCUGCUGCUGCUGCUGCUGCUGCUGUUGCUUUUUUGAUGUCCUUUUUUGAUGUUGGGAGUCAGCCUUCCUGGUGUUUGCUGUUAUUAUUCAGCACACUAAAAUCUAUAUACCGCUUCAUCGCAAUUGUCUCCAAGUGGGGUGCACCAAGCUCAACAAAUGCAGCAAAGCUAAAUCCAGUUAAAAAACCUAACUUAUGACGCCUGCGACUUUCAAAACUGCAGUUGUCUGGAAGAGAGUGAGAGGAGUUUAACUUCUGGGUAAACUUGCACAGGCUAGGGCUUUAAGGCUGCCACUGAGAUCUCAUAGGAAGAAAAGUUCUGCCCUGUUAUUCUGCAGGGUCUCCUGUGCCAGAAAUGAAAUCCACAUGCUGAUAAGAAUCAGGGAUUAAAAAAAUAGUUUGCGAAACUGAGAAGCCAGCUGGAAUCGAGGAGAGAGAUGGGGAUGAACCAGAGGAGAGGAGGGAUCCUGUCCUCCUCAGUCUAUUUUUAUUGUUCCAAAUAAGAGGCCCAAACUAGACUUGUCUUACCUGUGCAUCUUCUCUUUGCUUGUUCCCCAGAGAAGUCCAGUGCCUGCCCAUGUUAAUUGCUCUGGACUAGUGCAGGGGAGAAAUUCAUUCCUUUCGCAUUUAAUGGCAACCUACCAAAUUAACCCUCCCCAGAGUGUGAAACAUAACUCUAGUUGCAAUUUUCGCUUCUCCCGAUUUGGUGAUGGAGUUCUCCAACCAAAGAAGGCACAGGAAAUUCCAUGUGCAUUCAGGCACACUUCCUUUGUACCCCGGUUUCUAGGCAUGGGUGUGAGAAGUUUUUCUUUUGCACCGUUGCUUUCCUGCAGCAAACCUGAUAGACGUUUCUUCCGAUUCAGCAGAAAACGGCAGGUUUUCCUGGGGCAGUAUGAAAGGAAAAACCUCUUGGUCCCAUGCUUAGAAAUCUGGGACAAACGGAAGUGUGGAAGAGCGCUUAGUGCAGCGGUUGUCAACCUGUGGGUCCCCAGAUGUUGUUGGACUACAACUCCCAUCAUCCCUGAGCUCUGGCCUUGCUAGCUAGGGGUGAUGGGAGUUGUAGUUCAACAACAUCUGGGGACCCACAGGUUGAGAAAGGCUGCCUUAGUGGAAAGGGACAGAUCGCUGGUCUAACUCAGCUUUCUAUGCUCCUGUGAUUCAUGCUAGGAGCAUCGCUGGCUGAAUUUCAUUUCUAGGACAGGAGACUAGGAAUAAAGGUAAAGGUAAAGGGACCCCUGACCAUUAGGUCCAGUCGUGGCUGACUCUGGGGUUGCGGCGCUCAUCUUGCUUUAUUGGCCGAAGGAGCUUCCCCUGAUUUUUUGCCUUCUUGGCUAGAAAACAGGGUUUCCCCCCUGACCGUUUGUCCUCUCACAGAUUUGAUUACUAGACAUAACGCUUGGCUGGAGCAUGGCUGGGAAUUUGGGAAUUCAGGAGCAGGGACCGAGCAACGGGAGCUCACCCCGUUGCAGGGAUUCGAACCGCCGACCUUCUGAUCGGCAAGUCCUAGGCUCUGUGGCGAACCGGAGCAGCACAUGGAAAUGCCGUUUAUCUUCCCGCCGGAGCGGUACCUAUUUAUCUACUUGCACUUUUUACGUGCUUUUGAACUGCUAGGUUGGCAGGAGCAGGGACCGAGCAACGGGAGCUCACCCCAUCGAGGGGAUUCGAACCGCCGACCUUCUGAUCGGCAAGCCCUAGGCUCUGUGGUUUAACCCACAGCACCACCCGUGUCCCGAACUUAGGGUAGUUUGCCUUUAAAUGUCAACUGAAUUGAAUCCCCCCUCCAUUCCUAUGUGGAAUGGAGUCCCACCAUGCCUAGUGGAGCAUUCUCCCUUGUAAUGGUCCCAAAGACUGCAGCCUUCAGCUCUCUGAUGAAUCUGAGAAGGUCACCAGCAUGCUUAGUCCUGCCCAUCAACAGCGAAGUGGGAAAAUAUGGACAAGACAGGCUUUUGUAAGCAGCAUGCUCAGACACCCACGUCACCUUCAAAGCAGGAUGCAUGCACUCAUUGUCUAUUAAAACAAACCCUCCCAGGCUUUACUCACGGGGCAUCGUGCAAUUUAAAUCCUCCCCCCCUUAAUAUUAAUCACCAGGCAAUUGCUUUUUGCACCUGAACCAGCCUUUAGCUACCCUAGGAAGAAAGUUAAGAAAUAUGCCGUAUUCUGGACAUACCUGUCCUUGUGGUUUAAAAUGGGCUGUAGGCUUUGUACAUAUUAUUAUAUAUUGAAGUGUGUUGAGAGAGCAACACUUUGGGGCAAAUUUUAGGGAGAGGUGGGGAGAGGCCUGACCGCGAGCCUGUAAUUUAUCUGCUGGAUGGACAAGAUAAAUAUGUAACUGCGGAGGCCGUGCAUUUUCUGUCUGUAGUAAGCAAGGAGAGGAGAAAAUUAUUAUGUUGUAUCUUGCCAGGAAGAUAUUUCAGAAUCUUCUACUUGUUUUAUGCCAAUCUUCACUUAGGUUUCACAGAGGUUUAUUCGGAUUGGCAUCAUUUUGUUUUAUUUCAUUUUAAUAUUUUGUAACAGUGGAACAAUAUUUCCGUUUUAAUGGAGCAUGUUGUGAUCUGCCAAGGAUGGUUGGCAUUCUAAGAAUGUUUAUGUUGCAGUUCACCUAAGUUAAGAACUAACUUCAUUCUAUUUUGAUACUGGUUUUUUUUUGUCGUGGUCUGAUGACUGGACACAAAUGGAUGAAUCAGAGCUGAACUGAACCAUUCUCUAACGAGCUCCAGGUGGCAAAGGAGGAUGGGGGGCAAUUUAAUUAAAAGUGACCCCCUUUUCCCAUAGGGAAUUUGCUGCCAUCACAUGUAGUCUGGUCCCAAGUUCACAGCAGAGGCACAAUUUGAUUGGGGAUUUAUUGCUUUAGAACACAGUUCAGUACUGGGCUUCAGUGGAUCAUAAGCACAAAGUUUUAUUUUUAGGGCAAACGAGGAUAUUUCUUUCUCAAGCGACAGCUUCCCUCUCCACGGAUGGUCUGCUCUUGAAGCAGAUUUUGAUAAGGAUUUGGGGUGGAGGCGCUGUUCAAAGGAGAGAAUGUUGAAAACAGCAACAACCAACCAACCAACCUCAAGCUCCUGGUUGCAUCAGAAGCAACUCUUUGCACCCUGGCAGGAUUUGGGACGCUGGAUUUGAAGUUCUCCCAAGUCAGGUUCAGGAAAAAUACUUUGCGAGUUUGUCCAUGCCUGACUCAAAGGAGAGAUGAGCUUUAACAAACCCCAGAGUUAUUUUCUGGGGCCAGAAUCUGAGCCAGAGAAGGAUUUCUGGUUUCUCCCCUUAUCCUGCUUCUCCCCAACUUGAUGUUCUCCAGAUGUUUUGGGCUACAACGUCCAACUUCCAGCCAGCUGUUGGGAGAGCAGCUGCAAAGCUCAAGCCCGAUAAUGGACCUGGCGGUGGAAGCAGUCCUCCACACCUAGCACCACUGAUUUUUGUCCUUGCAGCCUUUUAAAUUCUCUCUGUACGCAAUGAAACAGAGCAACGUUGCUCUAUCACAUUGAAUAGUGGAAUAUUUUAGAGGCUGAAAUUUGAAUCGUUUUUCUGGACGUUGGCUUGUAAACAAUGGUCUGGGGGUUCCCCAAAUCUCAGCCCUUUCUGAAUUAAUGCGAGAUGAGCUUGGGAGAGCUCAUCCAUCUUUGUUCAGGAUUGUGUGCAUCCUGCAAUUCUAUUGAAGCGCAGCAAAAACAAACAACCAACCCCCCCCAAAAGCUAGAAUCAGUUGUCAAAAACCGCAGGAUUCAGCUUCCUGAAAAUACGAACUUCCAUUGGGUACAUUUCAAAAAAUCAAUUUUCUAGCUUUUUUUUUUAUUGUACUAGAGCAUAAUUUAAAAUGCUUUGUGCCAAGUGUCAUCUAGCCCUGCCUAUAUUGGUUUUAUAAAACAUACAAUCAGCCCUAUUGAAUAAAUAAUAGGAUGCUAUGGUUAAGUCUCUCUUGCCUACAAUGCCAGCCACCUUUGUGGAAAAGAAUUAAGGGAAUCGACCGUAGGUAGCUACUUGCAUACAAGAUCCGCAGCUUUGAUGACAAUGAAUUAAGGCUGCAGUGUGCAAUUGGCUAGAUGCGUUGAUUUUUAUCAAACAGCCUUUUGAUUAAAGCAGGUGUCCUCCUUGAUUUGGUAAUAGAUUUUUUAAUGGAAGAAUUAAUAGUAACUGCAGUCGAUGGGCACCAUCUUAAAAUGUAUAGAACCUAGCCUGCUGUUGAAAGGGAAAAUCAACAUGUGUUGCUUUGGGCGCCACUGGCAAGUGGCCCUCAGAAGGCUGCAGAGAAGGGAAUGUGGCCCUUAUGCUGGAAAGGAUUCCCAAUCCAUGAGGUACCGUAUUUGUCGCUCUAUAGGACGCACUUUUCCCCCUCCAAAAAUUAAAGGGAAAUGUGUGUGCGUCCUAUGGAGUGAAUGCAGGCUCCUUGGCUUCAGCGAUAGCAAUGCGAAGCCUCCAAAGCGCAGAGGGAGCGCUCCCUCCGCGCUCCGGAGGCUACGCGUUGCUUUCGCUGAAGCCUGGAGAGCGAGAGGGGUCAGUGCGCACUGAUUCCUCUCACUCUCCAGGCUUCAGGGAUAGCCGCCUGAAGCCUUCAGAGCGCAGCAUGAGUUCCCGCUGCGCUCCGCAGGCUUCGGGUUCCUUUUGCUGAAGCCGGGAGAGCAAGACUCUCCUGGCUUCAGCAGAGAGGGAGAGCUGCUCAGCGCCCCUUCAGCCAAGCAGGAGGAGAAAUGGAAGGGGCUCCGUUUCUCCUGUUGCUUCGCUGAAGGGGCGCUGAGCAGAGAGGGGGAGAUUUUUUUUCUUCUUGUUCUCCCCCUCUAAAACAAGGUGCGUCCCAUGGUCGGGUGCGUCCUAUAGAGCGAAAAAUACGGUACAUCCUUUUCUCUCUCUCUCUUUCUCACAGGUCAUUGUCCAGAGGUCUCUCUCAGCAAAGAACCUCAAUCAUGCCAAGGCCGGGUCCAUCCUAGCCAGCUAUUUGAAAAUGCUUCCCAUGGUUGUCAUAAUCAUGCCCGGAAUGAUAAGCCGGAUCCUGUAUCCAGGUAAGCUGCAAUAA